Molecule: messenger RNA, 2043 nt
Organism: Trypanosoma theileri
Lineage: Eukaryota; Euglenozoa; Kinetoplastea; Trypanosomatida; Trypanosomatidae
Product: putative GPI-anchored surface protein
Exons: 1
Coding region: 1-2043 (680 amino acids)
Source: RefSeq, a predicted model, not a curated record
AUGUCAUUAGCUGCAUCGUUAAAACCACAAAAGCGCCUAUAUCUUCUAAUAUCUGUUCCACUUAUCACCAUGCUGCUCACAUUUCCACUACUAUGGGGUUGGAGUCUGACUCUCUUGGACGAAGAUAUCCGUCCCAACAAUUCUUUUCUUGGAACACCGAACAUCAGUGAACAAGAGAAUCUCAACUACACCUCUUAUCUUCCGGUAACCAUGUCAAUUGUGCCGCAGUGGUACGCCAGUGCACGAAGACCGGAUAGUUUGUCGAUGAUGCUACAGCCACGAGAAUACCGUCGCAUGACGUGUGCCCAGCUGCGCACACAGCACCAGCGUGAGUUCGAUAUUGUGUCGGGACGCAACAAAUUCCGGAAGAAUCAAGAGACAGACCCUCGUACCCUACUAUUCCGUGACCCACACCCCGUGUGUGGACGCUACCUGCUCUCACGUCUAACGGGUGGGAAGCACCGCUAUGUGUUUGUUGUGCGUACCGGGCGCUCCCAGGCGUCACAGUUGCCCAGUGUGCUGACGGUGAGGGCGGGGGAUUGGAGUGAGGACAUUGUGAUUGAGCAGUGUGGGCAGUGCAUGGAGGCGGUGGCUUCGGAUGCGGAUGCGUGCAGCGAGGAUGUGCUGUUCAGAGCCCGUCUCUUCAAUGCCAACCGUGUGCUGGAUGCGGAGGUGGUGCCUCCUGGAGGUGGCGGGGCUGCGCAAGACGGGCACGGGCGUGUGGCGAGGGUUGUGCGCUUCCGUCCCCUCGACCCCGGUGACUACACGCUGGAGGUGAAAAUGGUACACUACAACGGUAACAGUGAUAAUUACAAAAGAUGUAGAAAUCUUGGUAGAAUUGGAUUGCAUUACACGUCUAAAUAUCGAAACUUUUUCUUUUACAAUGGAGUGUGUGAUGUGCAGCGCCUUGUGUACGGCAGUCCGCUGCGUGUGCGUGUGUUGCCUGCUGUGGAUGUGCCCACGCUCCAUGUGACUCCCCCCUUCUGCAACAUUUCCACGAACUACAACACCAGUGAGGGUGGGCAGUGGGUGCGCUUCGUUGAUGGCGCUGACCCGCAUACUCCAGAGGGUGCUCCACACCCGCUCGCAGCGAACUGCACCGCUGGAGACCGCUACUGUCACGGCAACCCUGUGUCACUGACGGACCCUGGUGGCUAUAACAACCACCUGGUGUGGGUGCCGAGCACAUGCCGGCUGCGUCUCUUCGCUAAGGGCACAGGGGGACCGUCCACAGUGUGUCUGCGCACACCUUCGUUCCGCACGCGACAGACAGAAAUAUUGUUUGCUGGUGAUAGCAUGGCACGUGAGCAUUACUCCAACUGCGAGGAGACACUUUCUAAUCGAAGUAAUUCUUUAUUACGAUGUCGCAGGAUUGAGUUUUUAGUGAAAGCAAAACGAUAUACACGUGCAAGUGCUUUGCUUAGAGUUAAUGCUGCAUUAGACACUGUCAAUGAUGCUACAGUUUUUGUUACAAACAUGGGCAUGCAGUAUAUGGUCACCGAAGGAACAAAAACCCAAUGGGUGGAGUUUGUUGAUCUCUUUGUGCGUGAGUGGCGACGGCGUAACCUGACAGUGCUGCGCGGUCCGUACACGACGAUGCCGCCAUUCGGUGCGCCAGCGACUGUUGAAGCACCUGGUGAUGCUGAGUGGCAGCAGUACAUGUGGGAGCAGAACCAACGCAGUCGUGCCAUAAUGCGGUCGGCAGCUGGGGAGCACAGCCGCUUUCCGCCACACGUGGAAUGGGCCGUGUGGUUGUCACCACCCACAGUGCAAUAUGCGCAUUCUGGCAUGACCCACCAGAGGGAGGUUGAGUGGGAUCGUCUGGCGUAUGAGCGAUUGCAGAAGAUUGGUUUUAUUCGCCUGGAUGCACUGACACCCACACACUCGCGGCAGGAGGGAACAUGGGAUGGGCUGCAUUACCUACCCCGUGCAAAUGCAGCAAUGUCUCCUCGUCGCAAUCCACGUGCUGCCGUUCAGGAGUUUAAUGGUGGUGUCUCUUUUAUGCUCUUCCUCAUCUUGCUCAACGUGGUGUGUUUCUCGUGA